AACAAACCGAUUACUCAAGCAUGUUCCGUGAUUGUCUUUCUAAGUUAAAGGCGUGUCUGUGAAAGAAAAGAAAGAUGAAGAUCCAUCUGCACCAGUUGUCAUCCUGUUAACCGUUGAGGAGUCACUAUUUGGCUCCUUGGGUGAGAUCCUAGAAAGGCAACCAGUUUAUUGGGGGUUUCAGAAGGAUAGGAAUCCUCUUAAAGGCGAGGUUCCGAAGAAGUUGAACGCUUUUACUAGAUCACUUCUCCUGCGCUCUGACAAAGUGCUAUUGAAGUAUAAGAACACUAUAUAUGAUGGUCCUUCUGCUUAUCUAUACAGUUUAUAUGGAGUUGAUUGCAUUGAUAGCAUAUUCCUUCCGUCUGUUGAUAAUGAACAAUUUUUUGAUGAUAACGUGAAAGUUCAAAUCAUGCUCAGAGGCAUUGGAGUCGAUUAUAUUCUAGAAGGUUUUGAUGAUGCAAGCUUCGAAGACACCAUUAAGACUCGGACUAGGGACGAGUUGAAAAGAAUGGAUAAGAUUUUUGAGGUUAUCUUGGAUCACUGGAGAAAGAGCCUGCAUGAAAACUCAGUGUUCUGCCAAAAAAACAUACAGCCGUUCUAUGGCGAUUGAAAAGGAGAUAAAACUCUAUAUUUGGGGUCACAAGAACGGAAGUAGCAAACAAACUAAUGAGGUAAAAUCCCUGGUAGAUUUUUACAUAGUUAAAGAUUCACA
Molecule: messenger RNA, 709 nt
Organism: Suhomyces tanzawaensis NRRL Y-17324
Lineage: Eukaryota; Fungi; Ascomycota; Pichiomycetes; Serinales; Debaryomycetaceae
Exons: 1
Coding region: 407-607 (66 amino acids)
Source: RefSeq, a predicted model, not a curated record